Messenger RNA from Cydia amplana, 2163 nucleotides. RefSeq lists its product as uncharacterized. The coding region runs from base 483 to 1571 and encodes 362 amino acids. The record is from RefSeq and is a predicted model, not a curated record. The transcript is spliced from 2 exons. Lineage: Eukaryota; Metazoa; Arthropoda; Insecta; Lepidoptera; Tortricidae.
UAUAUUUCGUUCGUUUCAUUCUUCAGAUAUAACAUUUACCAGGUAGUCCUUUAAACCUACAGGCGACUUUUGCACUAUAUUAAGAGACAGUCAUUUGACUAUUGAACUGAUUUUUAGUUCGUUCAUUCGUUCCCCUACCCUUCCCGUUCGUUCCACCAUCAUAGCUGCUCAUUCUUUUUUCGUGCACGGCGACGAGCGCACGCGCCCUUUAGCUCCUCGGCUACGACAUUAUUACCUACAAAAAUGUCGAAGCGCACAGCUAAAGACAAGUUAAAAUAUUACCGUGAAAAAAUUAAACGUCUUGAAGAUCAUAAAAGACGAUACAGGAUCAUUUAUGAUUCGUCUUCAUCGGAAGAUGAAGGUAAGUUGUUUGUUUUAUUAUUUAGUGUUAAGAAGUGAUUAAAAUGAGCCGACAUAGGGAUUGACUGCGAGUCUCUAACUAUGAUCAUAUAACCAUCGGGGUUGACCGCGAGUCUCCAACGAUGCAAAUAAGCAGAACAAUGCGCGCAAUCUUCAGUAGAUGCGCGUUACUCUGCGACACAAAUAUUUUCUCAACCUACCCCCAAGAGAAAAUAUUUUUCAUAAAAUGUAAUAAUCACUUCUUUUUUGUUUUAGAUGUUGUAAUGGAACAAAAUCCAGAUGGUUCCGUGCCGGCUCAUGAUCCUAUUAUACAGGAACCACAGCUAAACAUCGAAAAUCCCGUACUGGAACAUAAUAGUGAUGUAUCGAUACCGGACCAUAAUAACGAGAUUCCUGCACCUGAAAAUCAGGCAGAUUUACUCAUGUCGUCAGCUCAACCCGAGCUCGACCCGGACAUGCUGCUGGCUCUCGGGGAAUCGACCGAGGAUACCCCCGAGUAUGGCGAAAAAAUCCACGAUAAUUUAUCGAAACUUUGGUUACCGUUACUCAAAAAAGGUAUGACAAAUGAAGCCAAAGAUAAAAUCCGAAAAGACUAUUUGGUUCCCGACAAUUGUCGAUUGCUACAAGCACCAAAAUUAAACGUGGAGAUUUCAGCAGCCGUACCCGAUAUGGUCCGUAAUCGAGAUAAAAACCUGGCUGCAGCGCAGCAACAACUCGGCCACGGGAUCGCUGCCGUCAACAGGGCCAUGGAUAUUCUAAUUAAAUGUGUAGAUUCCAACGGAAUCGAAGCUAUGAAACACCUCAGCAACGGCUGCCGUAUUCUGUGUGACCUUCAUUCGUCAUCUACUCAAAGCCGCAUUAAACUCAUCACACCUAGUCUCGAUAAGACGUUCUUGCAAGUUAUUCAAGACACAGAACGUGAUGAUACCCUGUUUAGUAAUAAAUUGUCCGAGAAAAUCAAGGCAGCGAAGACCAUUGAAAAACAAGGUCUCCAAAUCAAGAAAACGUCCCCAAAGAAACCCGCGCCUGCUCAGCCGUCGACAAGUCGAGCGUCGUACUCGGGAAACUGGUCAGCGCCCCCUCGUUACGCGUCGAACAGGGGGGGGCGGAGAGGUGCUCGCAGGCAGACGAAUUACACCCGUCGGACGUUUCCAGCUCCACAACCGGCCAAGACACCCCCUGCGACCAAGACACGUGCCCAGGCACCGUAACGCAGGGACUGCCAUCCCCUACACAAGGGGCUUACCCUGGGGGUCGCGAAGCUCUGCAACAGUCCUUCAGUCGAAGAGGCUCCCCACCAGAGGCUAUAACACUGAUGAUGGCAUCACUCUCUGACAAAACAUUACAGCAAUACGAAGUUACAUAUAAGCUCUGGUGGCAAUUUUGCACCGUUAAUUCUAUUGAAAUUUUAAAUCCCCCGAAAUCGUCAAUAUUGUCUUUUUUAACAGAACAAUUUAAUAAAAAUUGUGCAUACGGCACACUGAAUAGUCACCGUUCAGCCUUAUCCUUGUUAUUGGGAGACAAUAUCGGUUCGGACGAUUGCGUGAAACGCCUCCUAAAAGGUGCGUACAAACAAAGACCGAACGGUCCCAAGUAUAACCAUACAUGGGACCCACAGGUCGUUUUAAACCGUGUUUCUCACUGGUAUCCCAAUACAAGCAUAAGCCUGGAAAAACUGUCGAAAAAAAUAGUGACAUUACUGGCUAUAUGCACAGCGCAUAGGGUUCAAACAUUAGCGCUUAUAAAAAUCGAAAAUAUUGUUAUUUCCCCAAACGGUGUCAAAAUUGGAAUUACUGACACAAU